Messenger RNA from Penicillium soppii, 660 nucleotides. RefSeq lists its product as uncharacterized. Lineage: Eukaryota; Fungi; Ascomycota; Eurotiomycetes; Eurotiales; Aspergillaceae. The transcript has a single exon. The record is from RefSeq and is a predicted model, not a curated record. Bases 1 to 660 code for a protein of 219 amino acids.
AUGGCCAACCCCAUGCCGCCCGAAAACAUGGCCCGCGUGAUCUUCAAGGAUCUACCCUUCCUGAUCCCUCUCCCGACCGCCAAUGAUGAUCUCCAAGCAACAGCCAAGAAGAUGGAAGCCAUCGCUGACAUCAUCUCCAGCGGGGGCCGUCUGGAAGUCGAAAUGUGGCUGGGUGCGAUCGCCCAGGCUAAAAGAGCCAUGAGCAUCCCCGAACUGAAUGCAUUCGAGGCAUGGCAACGGCAGAGCGUUCCCAUCCCAACCUUCAACUGGUCCUGCACCGAGCCCGUUCCCGACGAGGGUCGCCAGUCAUUCAGGGCCCGCGCCGCUGCCAUGGACGUCAUCUGGAAGCACAACGGAGCUACCGCCGGCAAUGCGGUUUGGUUAUCGGCUCAUAUGCAAAGCGUGAUUCCGCUCGUCAAAGCUGUCAUCAAGAUGAUUCGCGCCCGGGACUGUCUCGCCCUCAAUGACCGAUACAAGGGCCUGGAUCAGCAGCAAAUUGCCGAAGCCGAAAUUCUGCGGUCGAUCAACGUCGCUGCCGGUAACUGCAUCAAGCGUGACAAAUCCAGGGUCAACACGGUGACCUAUUCGAUUCAUAAGUCGCAAACGGUGCUGAAAAACCGAAUUGCGGACCUCAUCAAGGAUGACGAUGGUGAUAUCUAA